Cajanus cajan (pigeon pea) is the source of this 2512-nucleotide messenger RNA. Its product is annotated as rhamnogalacturonan I rhamnosyltransferase 1. Lineage: Eukaryota; Viridiplantae; Streptophyta; Magnoliopsida; Fabales; Fabaceae. Gene Ontology annotation, cellular component: cytoplasm. The record is from RefSeq and is a predicted model, not a curated record.
UCUCAUUACACAGCAUAACACAACGCAACGAAACACAACCCUCUCUCUCUCUCUCUCUCUCGCUCGCUCGUUAACUCGGUCUGGUUACGAGUUACGUCCCUGUUCGGACGCGCUUCUCUGAACACACACAGACGCGCGCUUUCGGUUAUCGUUGUUAUUAUCCGGUGUUUGGUUGAGCAUUGUAAGAAUUGCGCCCUCGCUGGCCGGCGAUCUGAGGUCGGAGAUCUCGGCGGUCGGUAAUGCGCGUCGGAGGCGAGGGUGGCGGCGGCGGGUUUUGGAUCUGGGAUUGGGGAAAUUGAGCGGCGAAUUAGGGUUGGUGAGGGGGGGUGCAUUUAUGAAGGAGGCGGUGCUGGGUGGGGGAGAGAAGAGUGAGAGGAAGAGAGGGAGGGUGGUGUGGGAAGGGUUCAUGACGAUGGGCUUCGGCAACACCAACAACGGUAAGGUGAAGAAUUCGGUGAGGCCUUCCACCAUGAAGCUCUGGAUGAUACGCGCGACCACAUCGGUCUUACUGUGGACCUGCGUCGUUCAGUUAACCGCGUUGGGUGACACGUGGGGGCCCAGAGUUUUGAAGGGCUGGCCUUCCUGCUUCACCCACGAGUCCGCGCUCAUUGAGUUUCCGUCUUCCACACCCGCGGUUCUCCCUCCCAAGAGGGUUUAUAAAAACAACGGCUAUUUGAUGGUGUCGUGCAAUGGAGGAUUGAACCAAAUGAGAGCGGCGAUAUGUGACAUGGUGGCGAUUGCAAGGUAUUUAAAUGUGACGCUUAUAGUGCCGGAAUUGGAUAAAGCGUCCUUUUGGGCUGACCCCAGGAUCUCUUCUCAGAGUGUUCGUUACUUUUGUGUCAGUGAGUUCCAAGACAUAUUCGAUGUGGAUCAUUUUAUUACAUCCUUGAGGGAUGAGGUGAGGAUAUUGAAAGAGUUGCCUCCAAGACUCAAGACGAGAGUGGAAAAUGGAUUGUUUUACAGCAUGCCACCGAUUAGUUGGUCUGAUUUAUCUUACUAUAAGAACCAGAUUCUACCUUUGAUACAAAAGUACAAAGUUGUCCAUUUAAAUCGAACAGAUGCCCGGCUGGCCAAUAAUGGUCAACCUUUGGAGGUUCAGAGGUUGCGUUGCAGAGUCAAUUUUAGUGCUCUUAGAUUUACUUCUCAGAUUGAGGAGUUAGGCAGAAGGGUGAUCAAGCUUCUGAGGCAAAAUGGCCCUUUUUUGGUGCUUCAUCUGAGGUAUGAGAUGGACAUGCUAGCAUUUUCUGGCUGUACGCAAGGUUGCAACAGCGAAGAGGUGGAAGAAUUGACAAGGAUGAGAUAUGCUUAUCCUUGGUGGAAAGAAAAAAUAAUUAAUUCUGAUUUGAAAAGAAAAGAUGGUUUGUGUCCUUUAACUCCUGAGGAGACUGCCCUUACACUUAGGGCCCUAGACAUCGAUCAAAACAUUCAAAUCUACAUCGCAGCCGGGGAAAUAUAUGGUGGGAAAAGGAGAAUGGCAAGUCUUGCGAAGGACUAUCCAAAAUUGGUUAGAAAGGAAACACUGUUGGAAUCAUCUGACCUUCAGUUCUUCCAAAAUCAUUCCUCCCAGAUGGCGGCAUUGGAUUACCUUGUCUCAUUAGAGAGUGAUAUCUUUGUGCCUACAUAUGAUGGAAAUAUGGCCAAAGUAGUUGAGGGCCACCGCAGAUAUCUUGGCUUCAAGAAGACGAUUUUAUUGAACAGAAAGCUCCUGGUUGAUUUGAUAGAUCAAUACAGCAAUGGAAUAUUGAACUGGGAUGAAUUCUCUUCAGCUGUGAAGGAAGCUCAUGCCGAUCGCAUGGGUGGUGCAACCAAAAGAUUGGUAAUCCCUGACAGGCCCAAAGAAGAGGAUUAUUUCUAUGCCAAUCCAGAGGAAUGUUUAGAACUGUCAGAUGAUAUGUUGAGUAGUACGUGAGUGAUGUGUUUGGAAAUAAGAUAAUUUACUUGUGCCCUCUCCUGGUGCACUUGGUUUUCUACCACGGAUACUAAGAUAGGUCUCGACGCAGUUUAGCAAAGACAACGACAGCUUUUUGUAUCAGAGAGGCAGUCAUAGUACUGUUAGAAGGGGGAGGGGUGUUAGGCUUUUCAUGAAAGCAAGAGAAGAUCAAGCAAGGUAGCCGAGGGAUACCUUAUAUAUAAAAUCUGCAAAUAAUCCACAUCACAUUCAUGUAUAGAAGCCACACCCUGCCAUUACAGGGUAAGAGCAGAUCAAACUGCAUUGUACACGGAGGGAUUCAUAUACAAAUUUGGAUUUCUGGAACAGCAGUUCGUGGAAGCUUUAUUCCUUGGUACCUCUCAUUUUUUCCUUCUCUUCUAAAUAUAAAUAUAUUAUAAAUUGCUUUUUUUUUUUUUUUUUUUUUUUUUUUUCCCUUUACCACACUUCUUUUUGUUCAAUACAACCGUUGUGAUUUCAGAUUACCCUCGCUGUAAAAUUUGAUUGUUCAUGAUUACUGUCUCCUAAUGUAUUAGCUUUUGGUAGUAAUUAUUAAGGGGAUUGGUAGGUUGGACUUUCCUUUCA